Penaeus chinensis is the source of this 1082-nucleotide messenger RNA. RefSeq lists its product as uncharacterized. The transcript has 6 exons. NCBI's taxonomy places the organism in Eukaryota, Metazoa, Arthropoda, Malacostraca, Decapoda, Penaeidae. The coding region runs from base 1 to 975 and encodes 324 amino acids. The record is from RefSeq and is a predicted model, not a curated record.
AUGGACACACAGCCUCUGGUUAACGCUCGAACCAAUCGCUCCCACGACAUGUCUGCAGAACCUGUUGUGAAGGUUCUCGCCUUGCGGAUUCAUCCACGCAACCUUGACUCUGGGAAACGACACCAGUCGCGCCAUGAGCUUGUACGCCAUGCAACGCUCGAGUCAAGAUUGUAUAUUGAAGUUGUUUGUAUUUUGCGUUCAGUUGUCAGUUCGCCGCCCAAUAAUUGUAGUUCUGAAGCCCGAGAAUAUCGUACUCUCGGCACCCGGGCUGCUGCCUCGCUGGACAGCGGCUCAGUUGCCUCGCUGGCGUCCGCCGGGCUAACGUCCUUCCCGGAAGCCUUCCUCGUCUCAGGCAACGCACCAGACAUGGAGCUUCGCGCCCUCUUCCUCUUCUUUUUAUCUGCCUGGAGCCACGACGCUUCCGGAAGGACUCCCGAAGGAGUGCUGGCCCAAGAGAAGGCUGGUCAAGAGGCGAACGAGGCUAGGGCGCUAUCUUCCGAGGUCGGGAAUGGUGUUUUGACCCCGUGGGAGCCAAGGUCAUGGUCGCCGGAGCGGGUGAAGAGGUCACUCGGAACACAAGACCGGAAUCAAGAAUACGAGCAGCGGGGUCGAGGAUCAGCCAUCGCCGACUCGCGCCGUGUCGCCCUCACGCCCCGCGCGGAGGGCGGCGGCGUCGACGUGUCUCCUCCGGUGGCGUCGCCCUCGUCCCGUCCCUUCGUCAUCACCCGGAUCGGGCCUGCGUUUACGCCGUCGGAGUUCGUGCUUGUUCCGGGCAGCGUCAGCGGCCUGUAUUUGCCCCCGACUGCGGAGCCGCCUACGAUAGCACCCACAGAAGCACCCACCGGAACGCCCACACCGGCACCCGUAAUACUCCAAAACAUUGUCACCCUGCCCUCUCUGCCGUGUCCUAAUGCAUGCGAAUUUCGAAAUAGUAAUGGAAACUGUGAUGUCGAUGCUGCGUGUCUUUUCGAGUGAACAUAUGAAAAAUGAAAUGAAUGAAGACACGUAGAGCCACAACUAGAGACCGACAUUUGUUUAUACAUGGUAAACGUUAUCAUUAAAUCAGUAAUCGAGCGUGUAAA